Messenger RNA from Sus scrofa (pig), 2751 nucleotides. It is a transcript of the gene CD300H, whose product is annotated as CD300H molecule. NCBI's taxonomy places the organism in Eukaryota, Metazoa, Chordata, Mammalia, Artiodactyla, Suidae. Gene Ontology annotation, cellular component: plasma membrane. Gene Ontology annotation, molecular function: transmembrane signaling receptor activity. The record is from RefSeq and is a predicted model, not a curated record.
GUUUUCAGCAUCGGUAUCAUAUGACCACAUAAUGUCCCAAGGCCCCAGCUUCCCCCAUUUUCUGACCAACCAUGAAAACAGCACCAAGAGGCUGAUGCAGGAAGCAGAAAAGUGCCAAGAAAAGCAGAAGAGAGAGAGAGAGAGGGUGCAUGGAUCCUGCAUGAAGAGGCUCCAGCCUUUGGACGCACCGCCGCUGGAGAGCUCCCCCUGGGGUCUGGCCAUGCGGCUGCUGGCGGCUCUGCUGCUUCUCUGGGUCCCAGGCUCUUUGUGUCUGAGCGGCCCCAGCACUGUGUCGGGCGCCGUGGGGGGAUCCCUGAGUGUGCAGUGUCGGUACAAGGAGGAAUACAAGGAGUUUGACAAAUACUGGUGCAGACAACCCUGCUUGCUAAUUUGGCACCAGGCUGUGGAGACCAGAGGAGCCAAUGUGGAGGUGAGGAGCGGCCGAGUGUCCAUCGUGGACCGUCCCGAGGACCUCACCUUCACCGUGACCUUGGAGAACCUCACUGCACAGGAUGCAGGAAAAUACAGGUGUGGGGUUGCCACGAUCCUGCAGGAAGAAGGACUCCUUGGCUUCCUGCCUGAUCCCUUUUUCCAGGUUCAGGUGAUUGUUCCCCCAGCCUCCAGCAGCAAUAGCUCUACGGGGAUGCCUGAGCCACUCAGCCGACAGCAAGGGUCCCAGCUCAGCAGCAUCCACUUCCUGCUCCUGGUCUUCCUGAAGGUGCCCCUGCUCCUGGGCAUGCUCAGUGCUGUCCUCUGGGUCCACAGGCCUCAAGGAGCAAUUUGUGGGGAGACACAGCCAGCCUGACCAAGACGACCUUCAGCUCCUCCCUUGCCCGGCACCGUCCUGCUCAGAGAACCAGCCACUCCGACUAGAGAAGAAGGAACAUCUGAUCCUGAACCUUAUGUCUCUUUUCACCUUAAUACCAGAGACUUGCGGGGGGGGGGGGAACAACUUAAAAAAAUGUCACCUGUUUUGCUGUGGUGGAAAUGAAUCCGACCAGUAACCAUGAGGAUGCAGGUUUCAUACCUGGCCUCGCUCAGUGGGUUAAGGAUCUGGCGCUGCCGUGAGCGUGAUGUAGGUCACAGACACAGCUCGGAUCCCACAUUGCUUGUGGCUGUGGUGUAGACCAGCAGCUGUAGCUCCAAUUCCACCCCCUUGCGUGCAAACCUCCCCUUGCGUGCACUCCAUGAGUGCAGCCCAAAAAGCAAACAAACAGCCAAAUCCAAAACAAACCAACAAAAAAGCCCACGGGUGAAAUAGAGCGUCUUGCUCUCUGAGAGGUGCGAGUCUGGUACAGAAGCAGGUUUCCUCAUUACGACCCUCCUCCUGUUUCCAAGCCACAGGUCAACGGGAAGCCUUUCCAGGAGGGGGUGUCUGGCUGCAUCUGGACCAUGGAGCACCCCACGGGGGAGGAGGAGCCCCGUCCUGUCUGUGCCCUCUCAAUUCCACACCUGGGUCCCCUAAAAUUACCUGCAGGCUCAGCAUCGCCCCAGCUCCAGAACCAAUUCCACCAUGGAUGGGAAGCAAAGCCCCAGCCUGGGAGCACACAAAGCCCUUCACUUGGUCGAGCUGGAUGGGCAUCCGUGCAUUCCCCAGAGUCUCACCACUUGGGCACCCCAAUGCCCUUGAGUCUCUGCACCUGGCACUCUUAGGUCCCCACCGUGGGUGACAUAGUCUUAGAGGAUUCCCCUUAUUUUUCUUUUUGUGGUGUCUGUUCUUGCCACGCACCCUACUGCUACCCAAAAUAGGAGUCCAAACCUGAGCUCAAAUCUAUCUCACCCAAGACCAAAUAUCCUUUUUCCAAGGGGCUGGAGCCUUUCCUUGAGGUCUAGCCCUCUGUCUGGAGGCAUUUGGGGGGAUGGAUGACACAACCUGAUACUCAAGCACAGAAGAAUUUCUCUUUCCUGGUCUCAUAGGUAAGAGCAGAAGCUAACGACCAGAGCAUAUCUGUGGCAAUUCUUCAAAGCACCAGAAGGAGGCGCUAGUGGCCACUUGCCGAACUUCACUACUUCACUGCUUCAAGGACAUUCAAGUAAUUCUACUUUUAACAAGAUGGUUUACUUCUCAGCUGCUGGUCCUUUCUGGUGAUUUGAAUAUCCCGAUCCCGGCCUCCACAGGUAUUCACAUCACACCCAUUGCCUCGUGACAGCCUUUCCUCUCCAAGCCAAGUCUGACAGCCCCAUCCCACUCGCCGGUCUGCACUGUCUGAGAAGGGGUCACCUUGUCUCCUUGGGGCAAACCAGACGUGGACUCAGACACGCCAGGGUCAGGGGCCAGGGACCAAGGUGCAGGCGGGGUCUGGAGCCCAGUGGGCAGUUCAGACCGGAGGAGAUCAAGGCCCUAAGGACCCAUUCCCUGGGGAGGGGGUAGAACCAGGCAGGAAAAGUACCAGUUCUAGCCCCAGGCUUCCGCUUGACUGAGAAGCAACACCCAAACUGCUCUCCUGGAUUCGCUGACUCUGGGGCAGGACUAGAGAGACUCAGCGCCCCGUGCUGGGCACAUUCCGAGAGCCUGGAACUGUCAAUGCUCCCUCCUAUGGCCCAGGAACACCGGAAGCAGCUGUUGGAAGGAUAUUCCUAGCAAACCACCAGUAAAUUAAGUUGUAAUCCAAUGAUCAUUAGAUAGCCCAAUUAAUUAUACUUUACGGCCAUUUGUGUAACGAAAAAUCGAUUUGUGAAUUUUUGUACUUAAAGUAUACCACGUUAAUUUUUAAAAUAAUGAUAAAAUAUACCACAAUUUUUUAUAACCUC